AUGACCGUGGCACUGGUGUACGAGAAGGAGCAGCAGCUGAGGAUAAUGAUGCGCAUGCAUGGGCUCAAGGACGGGCCGUACUGGCUCGUCUCGUACCUCUACUUCCUCCUGCUCUCCCUCGCCUAUAUCUUCUUCCUUGUCGCCUUCGGGUCGCUCAUCCGUACGUUCCCCCUCUCCCCCCUCCUCCCCCCUCGUACUCACCCCGUGCACUGCAUGCCAACACUCUUCACUUCCUCCUGCUCUCCCUCGCCUAUAUCUUCUUCCUUGUCGCCUUCGGCUCGCUUAUCCCUGAAGUGCUUCACCCUGAACCCCUACGGCCUACAGCUCCUCCUCUACAUCGUGAGCGCCAACACACAGAUCGCACUCGCCAUGCUGCUCUCUACAGCCUUCGCCCACACGCGCCCCCGCCACCGCCACCACCUACCUCUACCCACAUUCAUGACUGCUCUACAGCUCUUCCCAGGCGGUCAUGCUUCAACCACGGGGUAUACGACCACAUUCAUGACUGCUCUACAGCUCUUCCCAGCAUUCAUGCUCAACAACGGGGCCUCUCAGGCACUCACCUGGGCCACCGCCGCCACCAAUGGUUACCUGACAGGUGUCGUGAUCCUGGCCGUCGAAUGGCUGGUGUUCCUGCUGCUCGCGAUCUACCUGGAUCAGGUGGUUUCGGCGGGUAGUGGGGUGAGGAAGCAUCCUCUCUUCUUCCUCCGCAGGUGCAAGAGCGGCUGCCGGAAGCUUCUUGGCUCGCUUAAGAAGGUGCUGCAAAGCUGCAGGCUUGGAGGGGACGCCCGGGUGCAUGCGGCCUUCCAGGAAGGUUCCUGGAGAAAUGAAGAAGGAAAGGAGUGGAAAGCAGGGGCGGCGGGGAGUGGGAAGGCGGAGUGGGGGGAAGGGGAGGUGGGAGGAGGUGUUGUGGGCGCGGGGCAUGGGACAGACGUGGGGGAAGAAAGGGAGGAGGCGAAAGGGU
This is a messenger RNA of Closterium sp. Naga37s-1, 964 nucleotides long. NCBI's taxonomy places the organism in Eukaryota, Viridiplantae, Streptophyta, Zygnematophyceae, Desmidiales, Closteriaceae. The record is from the annotation of a GenBank genome assembly.